Molecule: messenger RNA, 2883 nt
Organism: Arabidopsis thaliana (thale cress)
Lineage: Eukaryota; Viridiplantae; Streptophyta; Magnoliopsida; Brassicales; Brassicaceae
Gene: XK-2
Product: xylulose kinase-2
Exons: 11
Coding region: 168-1844 (558 amino acids)
Biological process (GO): D-xylose metabolic process; carbohydrate metabolic process; carotenoid biosynthetic process
Cellular component (GO): cytoplasm
Molecular function (GO): kinase activity; D-xylulokinase activity
Source: RefSeq, marked reviewed
AACAAUUAGUCACUAAAUAUUCGGAGUAAUGACUAAUGACCUCCGCUCUUAUCCAAAAUACUGAUUAGUGUCUGUUUUAAAUGAUCCUACCUUAUAAAAACGACGACACAUCUCUCUCUCGUCUUCUUCUUCCUCUAAACCUGUGAAAAACUUUGGAUCAAUCAACAAUGGCGGAUCUCUCUCUUCCUCCCGAUUCCCUCUUCCUCGGCUUCGACAGCUCUACCCAGUCAAUGAAAGCAACUGUGUUGGAUUCGAACCUGAACAUUAUCAAAACCGAACUCGUUCAUUUCGAUUCUGAUCUUCCUCAAUACAAAACCAAAGACGGGGUUUACAGAGACACUACUGUAAACGGAAGAAUCGUAUCUCCAACUCUCAUGUGGGUCGAAGCAUUUGAUCUCAUUCUCCAGAAGCUCUCUAACGCCAAUUUCGAUUUCGCCAAAGUUAUCGCUGUUUCAGGCAGCGGGCAACAACACGGUAGUGUGUAUUGGUCAAAAGGUAGUUCUGAGGUAUUGAGAUCAUUGGAUUCAAAGAGAUCAUUGAAAGAACAACUCGAAAACGCUUUUUCGGUUAAGGAAUCUCCUAUAUGGAUGGAUAGUAGUACUACAUUGCAAUGUAAAGAGAUUGAGAAUGCUGUUGGUGGAGCUAUGGAGUUGUCGAAGAUCACUGGCUCUCGUGCUUAUGAGCGGUUUACUGGUCCGCAGAUACGGAAGCUUUUUAUGACUCAGGGGGAGGUGUAUAAGAGCACGGAGAGGAUUUCGCUUGUUAGCUCUUUUAUGGCGUCUUUGUUGGUUGGAGAUUAUGCUUGUAUUGAUGAAACUGAUGCUGCUGGGAUGAAUUUGAUGGAUAUUGAGAAACGUUGUUGGUCUAAAGCUGCGUUAGAGGCUACAGCGACAGGUUUGGAGGAGAAACUUGGGAAGUUAGCUCCAGCUUAUGCUACUGCUGGUUCUAUUUCUCAGUAUUUUGUUCAGAGGUUCGGUUUUGAAAAGAACUGUGUGGUUGUGCAGUGGUCGGGAGAUAAUCCUAAUAGCUUGGCAGGUCUAACUCUUAGUACUCCUGGAGAUCUGGCGAUCAGUCUUGGAACCAGUGACACGGUAUUUGGGAUUACCAAAGAACUUCAACCCAGUCUUGAGGGUCAUGUGUUACCUAAUCCUGUGGACCCUGAGAGUUAUAUGGUGAUGUUGGUUUACAAGAAUGCUUCUCUCACCCGGGAAGAAAUUCGUGACCGUUGUGCUGAGGGAUCUUGGGAUGUUUUUAAUAAGUAUUUGCAGCAAACACAGCCACUAAACAAUGGGAAACUCGGCUUCUACUACACUGAAAAUGAAAUUCUGCCCCCACUUCCCGUUGGCUCUCAUCGUUACAUUCUUGAGAACUUCUCUGGUGAGUCUCUUGAGGGUGUGAAGGAACAAGAGGUCGGUGAGUUCGACCCUCCCUCAGAGGUUAGGGCAUUGAUUGAAGGUCAGUUUCUUUCAAAGCGGGCUCAUACUGAGAGAUUUGGUAUGCCCUCCCCUCCCCUCCGAAUAAUAGCAACCGGAGGUGCAUCUGCUAACGAGAAUAUCUUGAGUCUGAUCUCAGCAAUCUUCGGAUGUGAUGUAUAUACUGUCCAAAGGCCUGAUUCAGCAUCACUUGGAGCUGCACUAAGAGCUGCUCAUGGCUGGCUCUGCAACAAAAAAGGAAGCUUUGUACCAAUCUCAAAUCUCUACGAAGGGAAAUUGGAAACAACAUCUCUGAACUGCAAGCUCAAGGUAAAAGCAGGAGACGCGAACAUUGCUUCCACCUAUGGUUUGUUGAUGAAGAAGAGGAUGGAAAUAGAGAACAAGCUUGUGGAGAAGUUAGGCCACUUCUGAGAAGAAAAAAACUCACUACUCAAUAAUUCAAAUAACUUAAAGAGUUGAAAGAAUAACAAGUUCUAUCUACUAAAACUAAAAGACAAGUUUGCUUGUUGCUCAAAAUAAAAGCAGAAUACGAUCUUACGAUCUCUGAGUAACAAAUGAUUCGUAAGACAUUGCUCUUAAUCUAGUUUAUGUCAUACACUUAAAUCAUUGAGAGACUUACAUACAAUGAGACACAAACAAAAUCAGAAGAGGCCAUAAAUUGUUAGUAGUCUUCAAAGAGUGAGAAAGAAAAAAAGAACAUAAACACGACAAAAAUGAUCUGCAGAAGAAAUGAUAUAAAGAUUUUACAUUUCUGGUUGAAAAAAUUCAAAGAACAAAAAAAAAGCUAAAUCUUCAUCUCCUUCUUCCCCAUUCGCAAAUGUCACUCCAAAAACAAAAAAGUAGAUUUUUUUUUUAUUUUUUUUAGUCAAAUUAAAAUAUAGAAAUCAAUUAUGCCUGGCUCCAACCUGUCUGCCUUUUUCACAUAGGAACGACCCAAAUCUCUUUUCUCAGUCACUGUCGCGUACAUCAUCAAUGUCGAGAGUACAGAGAAUGUUGUCUUAAUCAAGCACUGACAGUCCGGUACUUUGUUCCGCUCGCCGCCGCCGAUGAUGGAUUACGGCGGCGGCGGCGGCGAAUCGCGGUUGCUUCUCAGGUUCUCUGUUCAAAUGGGUGUUGAGAUGGAAAGAGAAGAACGGAUUUGAUAUAAAAGCAACGGCUAAAGAUAAGAAGAGAGAGAGAUCAUUGGAAGAUGAGAAGGCAUUUUCAAAGUUGCAAACUUUUGGUGUUGGUUCAGUUUUUUUUUUUUUUCCUUCGUUUUUGCUUUACGGUUCGAGACACCGUUUUGUCUCCCCAAGGAAAAAAAAAUAUUGGUUACAUAUUUCAAAGUUUUGUAGUCUCUUUACGGUAAACAGAAAAUUAAAAUUUCAUGCCACGAGAGAGAGAGGGGUAUAUUUAAUGCAAACUUAAAUUUGAUCUGUAUCAGCCUAAAAUUAGAAUUAGCUCUAACCUA